Setaria italica (foxtail millet) is the source of this 3762-nucleotide messenger RNA. RefSeq lists its product as uncharacterized. The transcript has 8 exons. NCBI's taxonomy places the organism in Eukaryota, Viridiplantae, Streptophyta, Magnoliopsida, Poales, Poaceae. Bases 133 to 2523 code for a protein of 796 amino acids. Gene Ontology annotation, biological process: meristem maintenance; meristem development. The record is from RefSeq and is a predicted model, not a curated record.
UGAACACGAGUCCGUCUUCCCAACCCCUGCCAGCGAAAAAGGAGGAAACAAAGAGCCGAUACCCACUCGCCGCCGCCGCCGCCCGCGCCACCGCUACCGCCGCGGAAUUAUCCGGCGCGCGCCGUCGGAGCAAUGGACAAAUAUGUGCGCGUUUACAGUGGUGGGGAGCUCGUGAAGGGGCCAAACGGGGUGGAGUUUGGUAACCUUCCUGAAGAGGGGAUAUGGUUCGAGACGGCGCCCACAUUCAGUGAUCUGAUUGAUGCCGUGCACAAGAAGCUUGGUUGGCAAUCAGAGACACAAAGCAUCCGUGCGCAGGGAAGGAUGAAUGUUGGUGGGGGUGCUCAUCGGCAUUUCAUCAUGGUUCCUAUUAACGAUGACAUGUCCUGGAGUAGCUAUGUCAAGGCAGUUUUCAACGGGACUGAGUGGAAUUGUCUGGAGAUUUUUGUUCAAGCAGAAACACGUUCCUCUGAAGAGGCCAAUUCCUCGGAGCCAGCACUAAUGGCUUUUGAACCAGCGGGUGUACAAAAUGCCCGACCUCAAUAUCCAGAACAAGGUUCUUGUCCUAUUCCUUCGGUGGUGACCAUCAGUCCAAAUCAUCAUUCUCGACUACAAAAGCCUAGAAAGAGCACCAGAACCUGUGCAAAUAAUGGUGGAUGGGUUGUAGGCUCAGAGGUUCAGUCUGGUCAAGGUCAGAAUGGAGCUUCAGAGACAGUUGAUACAACUUCCUAUUCUUUAAUUGGGAUGUAUGACGCUGACCAUCGUGCUCGAGCUCUAGCAUCAGGGCAGAAUCUAACUGAGCUCAACCCACGUACCCGCGAGCCUCUUCGGUUUGACAAGCGGUAUGAACGUUACCUUAGGCCAGCUGGACUCAUGGGGCUGGUGAACAUCUGUAAGGCUGGAUUACCCUCCAUCGAUCGUGCACUUGUCUCUGCACUUGUUGAUAGGUGGAGACCCGAGACCCACACCUUUCAUAUGCCCUGUGGUGAGGUCACAAUCACACUACAGGAUGUUGCAAUGAUCCUUGGACUUCCUGUUGCUGGUCGUGCUGUUGCGGUAAACCCAACUGAGUCCCAGAAUGAAUUGGUUGAGCGAUACCUUGGGAGGACACCACCUUCGUUGGAUAGGCCCCGUCCUGGGUUGAGGGUUUCAUGGGUCAGGGCUGAGUUUAAUAAAUGUCCAGAAGAUGCUGAUGAGGAGACUGUCAAACAAUAUGCCAGAGCAUACAUCCUUAGCCUGAUUAGUGGCGUAUUGUUUCCUGAUGCCUCUGGUGAUCUGUACACCUUCUAUCCGUUUCCACUAAUUGCUGAUCUUGAGAAUAUUGGUUCAUACAGUUGGGGUUCUGCUACUCUGGCAUACCUCUACAGGUCAAUGUGUGCUGCAUGCAGGCGGCAGUCUGAUCAAAGUAAUCUGACUGGCUGUCUUCUGCUCCUUCAACUUUGGUCAUGGGAGCGUUUUCCAAUUGGCAGGCCUGACAUGGUAAAGCUGAAAUACCCAAACGUUGAGGAGCUAGAGGAUGAGCGGGAUAGACCCACGGUUGGUCUCCGAUGGGUUGUGGGCAUGUGUACUCGUCGAGCAGCUCCAGCGCGUUGCUAUGAGCACUUCACAAAUGAAUUCGACUUGUUAACCGAUGACCAGAUUGUGUGGUGUCCAUACAGGGAGGAAAGGGUGAAGGAACUGCAGCUUGCCCCUAUAUGUACCCAGGAUUCUCAUUUAUGGUUAACCCAAGCACCUCUAAUUUAUUUCUUUAUGGUGGAGGUUUAUACACCUGAGAGGGUGAUGCGCCAAUUUGGUCUCCAUCAGGUCUGCCCACCACCAUUACAGGAUACUGGUGUGGAACUCCAUUGGUGUCGACGAGGAAGAGUUCACAAUGAUUGGGCACAGAAGCACAAGUCUUUUGUGGAUAUGUGGGAAGCAAAGGAGCAACAUGUUAUCAUGGAAGAACGCCCAUACAGUCAUGCUAACUACAUGGAUUAUUUGAGGUGGUACAGACGAUCAACACGUAUCCGCCUCUGCACACCAAGGAGAAUAAGUAACGGGCACAAGGAUGGGACACCUGGGGGAGGUGCAAGUGCUGAUUCUGAAGAUCCUUCUCGUGCUUCUCAGCUUCGUUAUACUCCUAGGGCUCAUUUGAUCCAUUCAGUGACCGACAAACUCACUGUCCUGACGAAGGAUGCAGCUGCUCAAAAAGGAUGCUCGAGAGGCGAAUGUCUUGCUUUUGUUGAGAGGGUCACUAGAGCAUGUGUAGAAGUUAUAGGGGAACUUGGUGGGUCGUCACUUUGCGACAUUGCUGAUGUGAUUCCAUUCUCAUCAAUAACAGCAACAGCUACAGCUGAACCAGAGGUGGUGAACCAGAGGGGUAUGGAGGAAGAAAUAAAUAAUUCCAUGGUGCCUGACCAGGAUACUGAGGCGGCCCCCCAAUUGGAGAAGCAGUCUCAAAGCCCGGAUGGUUACAAACAAGCCAAAAGAACAGCCCCAUCAGGGUUAUCAGGCAAGAGGAAAAGGGGUAGAUCUGGUCCAAGAUGACUACUGCUCGGAACUGACUUUAGGUUUACUACUACUAUAAAUACAUGUUUUCUGUGAGCAAGAGUUGUCGGCAAGAGGGUGUGAAAUUUGUAUCCAAUUGGGAAUCCAAGAGAGAUGUCUAUCGAGUGUGAAGCUACUGAUGGCAGUCAAGCUACCCAAACAUUGUUUGAAGCAAGUGAGAUUAAGGUUGUAAAGUUGGUGCUUGGAACAACCAAAAUCCUUCUCACCACACCAGAACAUGAAGACGAGUCCAGAACACUGAACAUUUGUGUAUGGCAUGAGGGUAGUGCACACCAACAGCAACCUACAGGUGUUGCAGCUGCUGACUCAGUGACUUCUAGUGGAUCGCAAGUGGAGCCUGUGGAUAUGGAAGAGAUGACUAAAGAGGAGUUUGUGGAGAAACUGCGGGGCUGGAUGAUGGUGCUUGCAUCACUUUUCGCAUCCAUGACGUUCCAAGCAGGGCUCAACCCCCCAAGCAAUUGUUGGCCGGUGGCAGAUUAUGGAACAUGGAGCGGGAAAUUCAAUUCAACUAAUGUCUCGGGGGCGGGUGUUCUUUAUGCUCAGCUCUUUUGUGUUCGACUACUCCCUUGGGCUUGUGAUGCUGAUGCUCUUCCAGCCAUCUCUCUCUGUCGAAAGGCUCCUCGGUAAAAGGGGGUUUCUGAGCAAAAGCAAAAGAGGGCUUCUGUGCAGCAACAUCGUUACGCUGCUACUAGUUUUCGCGUUGGGCAGUGCCAAUAGCUGGUAUGAUAUGCCUUUCGCUCCGUUUUCUUUUUCUGUUGUUGUUUGCACGAUGUACUUCGAAAACAUCUGGGGCAAAUUCAAGGGCUGGUGGAAGAAAUUGAGAGAGAAGUUCUGAUGCCGCCGGUGCUAUACCAUCUGCUGUGUAUUGCCCUCGGUACGUAAGAAAGUGCGCAGCGUAAAAUGGAACCGUCAGUUGUACUGUAAAUAGUGCGAAAUGCUGGUGGGUGUUGGUGACGAGUGGCGUCCUUCCAGUUGUUUCGUGGAAACACAUGUUAGUGUUAGCCUUUUUUUUCCCUGUGUUUUGUGUGUCUAGCGUUUGUAAACCUUCAUGAUGUUGCCUACCCUGGUUUGUGUGUGCUUGCUGCUCUCGUUUGAUCAGUUUUCUUGGAGCUAAGCGUGGGCGCAUAAAUUUACUACAUACGGUACAUGUCUAUUGAGUUCCUGUACCUUACUUAUAUUUCCCACGGGAUGGAAUCAUGGAACAAUUGUUUGCUACGA